AUGAUUAAUCUAAUUGUUUGUACUAUAGGAGGUCUAUUCCAUCCUGAGGAUGAUAAACAAGAGGUUGCAUUUCGUUAUGCUGUUGAGAGGGUAAACGCUGACCGCGCCGUUCUUCCUAGAGCCAAAUUAUUAGCUCAAGUUGAAACAAUAUCUCCGCAGGACAGUUUCCACGCGUCGAAAAGAGUAUGCCACCUUCUUCGAAGUGGAGUAGCUGCUAUAUUUGGCCCCCAAUCUGCCCCAGCGGCUGCCCACAUCCAAUCCAUCUGUGAUACUAUGGAACUGCCCCAUCUGGAGACGAGAUGGGAUUAUCGAACACGACGUGAAUCCUGUCUCGUCAACUUGUAUCCACACCCAGCUGCUUUAAGUCGGGCGUACGUUGACCUCGUGCGCGCUUGGGGAUGGAAGUCAUUUACCAUAGUAUACGAGAACAGUGAUGGUUUGGUUCGUUUACAAGAACUUUUGAAAGCCCAUGGUCCAUCAGAAUUACCUGUUGCUGUUAGACAACUACCAGAUUCAUACGACUACAGACCGCUAUUGAAACAAAUAAAGAAUUCAGCCGAGUCUCACAUAGUACUUGACUGCGCUACUGAGAGGAUAAGAGAUGUGCUCCAACAAGCACAGCAGAUCGGAAUGAUGUCGGAUUAUCACAGCUACCUUAUAACGUCAUUGGACUUGCAUAGCGUAGAUUUAGAGGAAUUCAAAUAUGGAGGUACAAAUAUAACAGCGUUGCGUCUCCUCGAUCCCGAAAGAGCGGAGGUACAAAGAGUCGUUCGAGAUUGGGUUUACGACGAAGCCAGAAAGGGAAGGAAGCUGCAACUGGGGCACACAUCGGCUAAGGAAAAUAUGACUUUUAUAAAGACCGAGACCGCUUUAAUAUACGAUGCGGUUCAUUUAUUUGCGAAAGCGUUACACGACCUUGACACUUCGCAACAAAUCGAUGUAAGACCCUUGUCAUGCGAAGCCGAAGACACAUGGCCCCACGGGUACAGUCUCAUUAACUACAUGAAAAUCGUCGAAAUGAGGGGCUUAACAGGCGUUAUAAAGUUUGACCACCAAGGGUUCAGAAGUGAUUUUACUCUCGAUAUCAUUGAACUAACUAGAGAUGGACUUCAGAAAGCCGGUGUUUGGAACUCUUCGGAGGGUGUCAAUUACACAAGAUCUUACGGGGAUAACCAAAAACAAAUAGUCGAGAUACUUCAAAACAAAACCCUUGUCGUCACAACCAUCUUGAGCGCUCCAUAUUGCAUGCGGAGAGAAGCGAGUGAAAAAUUGACAGGGAACGCUCAAUUCGAAGGCUACGCUGUUGAUCUCAUUCAUGAGAUAUCUAAAAUUCUGGGUUUCAAUUACACAUUCAAGCUAGCGCCGGACGGUCGAUACGGUUCUUACAACAGGGAGACUAAAGAGUGGGACGGCAUGAUCAGGGAACUGCUCGAACAAAGAGCUGAUGUUGCUAUAGCUGAUCUCACAAUAACUUAUGACAGGGAACAAGUGGUAGACUUCACAAUGCCGUUUAUGAAUCUUGGCAUCUCAGUGCUCUACCGCAAACCUAUUAAGCAGCCUCCAAACUUAUUCUCAUUCCUGUCACCUCUCUCGCUUGAUGUAUGGAUAUAUAUGGCCACAGCGUACUUGGGCGUAUCUGUACUGCUAUUCAUAUUGGCCAGGUUCACUCCAUACGAAUGGCAUCAAACGCAUACGCCGGACGGAGAAAAAAUGGAAAAUAUUUUCUCCCUCUCCAACUGCUUGUGGUUUGCAAUUGGAUCUCUAAUGCAGCAAAGUUGUGACUUUUUACCCAAGAUUAUAGUGACCUCAGCGAAGUCCACAGCAAACUUUUUCGGGGAUAUGAGAUCAUCUAGAAUGUUUGUAUUAUCGAAAAUUCGGUUCAGCCCGUACGAGUGGGACAGCCCCCGGAACUGUCUAGACGAGCCGCAGGUGUUGGAGAAUCAGUUCACACUGUUGAACUCGCUGUGGUUCACAAUCGGAUCCUUGAUGCAGCAAGGUUCGGAUAUCGCACCGAAAGCCGUGUCAACAAGGAUGGUGGCAGGAAUGUGGUGGUUUUUCACUUUGAUCAUGAUAUCUUCAUAUACUGCUAACCUGGCCGCAUUCCUGACAGUCGAACGUAUGGACUCACCCAUCGAAAGCGCCGAAGAUUUGGCCAAGCAGACAAAAAUUAAAUAUGGUGCCCUCAAAGGAGGAUCUACGGCAGCUUUCUUCAGGGAUUCAAAUUUUUCGACAUACCAACGGAUGUGGUCGUUUAUGGAGUCGGCUCGACCUUCAGUAUUCACGAGCAGCAAUAAAGAAGGGGAGGAGAGGGUUAUGAGGGGGAAAGGUGCUUAUGCAUAUCUCAUGGAAUCUACCACCAUCGAAUAUGUUGUGGAAAGAAACUGUGACCUCACUCAAGUAGGGGGGAUGUUGGAUUCCAAAGGAUAUGGAAUUGCUAUGCCACCCAAUUCACCUUACCGUACCGCUAUAAGCGGUGCUGUUUUGAAGUUACAAGAGGAGGGUAAACUUCACAUAUUAAAAACGAAAUGGUGGAAAGAGAAACGCGGCGGGGGAUCGUGUAGAGAUGAAACAUCAAAAUCCUCAUCCACCGCCAAUGAGUUGGGUUUGGCGAACGUGGGCGGCGUGUUUGUUGUGUUGAUGGGCGGCAUGGGCGUCGCUUGUGUAAUCGCUGUCUGCGAAUUUGUAUGGAAAUCAAGGAAAGUUGCUGUUGAUGAACGGAAGGAAGAGGCCUCUCUUUGUUCGGAUAUGGCCUCUGAGCUGCGUUCAGCUUUGAAGUGUCCGAGUGGUGCCGGAGGGGGGCCAGGGGGGGCGAGGGAGGGCGCUGAUUCCCCCUACUUGCAUUACGGUUUUAGUACUAAGAGUCAGCUACACUAA
Molecule: messenger RNA, 2874 nt
Organism: Danaus chrysippus (African queen)
Lineage: Eukaryota; Metazoa; Arthropoda; Insecta; Lepidoptera; Nymphalidae
Source: the annotation of a GenBank genome assembly